Molecule: messenger RNA, 2852 nt
Organism: Cucurbita moschata (crookneck pumpkin)
Lineage: Eukaryota; Viridiplantae; Streptophyta; Magnoliopsida; Cucurbitales; Cucurbitaceae
Product: phosphate transporter PHO1 homolog 1-like
Exons: 14
Coding region: 206-2698 (830 amino acids)
Biological process (GO): cellular response to phosphate starvation; phosphate ion transport
Cellular component (GO): Golgi apparatus; plasma membrane; trans-Golgi network
Molecular function (GO): inositol hexakisphosphate binding
Source: RefSeq, a predicted model, not a curated record
AUUCCUCGACCCUUUCAAAAACUUGAUGAAAGCAUAUAGGUCGGUAAGUCAGCCAUUUCCGGUGGCAGUCAUUAAAUCUCCGGCGAACCUGGCCGCUGUGCUCUCUCAAGUGGAGAAAGCAUAGGAUAUUUUAGAAUGUGCUGUCGAGAAUCAGUACGAAGCACAUCAAUCCAACUCCCCCUUUUCAUCCAUAAAUAAUGUCAGCAUGCUCUUUCAUUCAACACUCACAACAACCUUUCCUUCUUCUUCUUCUUCUUCUUCUUCUUCAACAUCAUCCCUUCUCUUCCCUCUCUCAGACUCUGCUCUGCUACCUACAGAGAGUAACAACAACAACAAUAUGGUCAAAUUCUCUAAGCAGUUUGAGGGACAAUUGAUCCCUGAAUGGAAACAUGCUUUUGUUGAUUAUUGCCAACUAAAGAAUGACCUCAAGAAACUCUAUCUUCUUAAAACUGAUAACAAGCCCGACUCUACCGCCGCCACCGGCACGGUUGCGAGGACCGUCUUGUCUUCUAUAAAGAAUUUCUCUAUAUUUGGUCACCAACUCAGAGAUCAUGGACCUAUUCAUGUUCAUAAGAAACUUGCUUCCUCUGUUAGCAAGGGAGACAUGUACGAAACAGAGCUGCUGGAACAAUUUGCUGAUACAGCUGCAGCAAAGGAAUUCUUUUCAUGUUUGGAUUUCCAGCUGAAUAAGGUGAAUCAAUUCUUCAAGACAAAGGAGACAGAGUUCAUGGAGUUGGGAGAGAGCUUGAAGAAACAACUGGAGAUUCUCAUUGACCUGAAGACGGCGAUCCAGCACCGGUGCCAGACCAGAGAUAUCACGCCGGAUUCCAAGGAGGAUGGCUCCAUCUCCUAUACAAUUUCUGGUGAGUCUGAUAAGGACAAAACAGAGCAAGAACAGUCCCAAGAGAAUAUCAAUGAAGAAUUGGAGAAGACUGAAUUGGCAUUUUCAGACUCUCCAAGAUCAGAAGAAAUGGGAAACUCAACGAAAACUAAAAGCUUGGACCCAAAAUGGAGAUCCGUCUCGGGUCAAGUUAUAAGUUUUCAAGGGAAGAACAUAAAGAUGAACAUUCCUCUGACAACCCCAUCUCGGACUUUCUCAGCCAUAAGCCAUUUAUUCAAGGAAGAUUUAACGAACUCAAAGAAAUCCAAUGAAGGCACAAAACUUCACAUUAACAAGACCAGGGUGCACCAUGCAGAGAAGAUGAUUAAAGGAGCUUUUGUUGAGCUUUACAAAGGGUUGGGCUUUCUCAAAACUUACAGGCAGUUGAACAAGCUUGCCUUCAUAAAGAUUUUGAAGAAGUUUGACAAAGUCACUGGAAAACAAGUUCUUGCCAUUUAUCUGAAAGUUGUGGAAAGUUCCUAUUUCAACAGUUCAGACAAGGUAAUAAAGCUAGCAGAUGAGGUAGAGGAGUUAUUUAUCAAAAACUUUGCUGAGGAAGACAAAAGGAAGGCCAUGAAGUACCUUAGACCAAAACAGCGUAAAGAGUCACACGGCAUUACGUUCAUAGUCGGACUGUUCAGUGGGUGUUUCAUUGCACUACUCGUGGGUUAUGUUAUCAUGGCUCAUAUCAUGGGGACGUACAAAAGGCACCCUUUCUCACUGUACAUGGAGACUGUAUAUCCAGUACUCAGCAUGUUCAGCUUGAUGUUCUUACAUUUCUUUCUGUAUGGCUGCAACAUCUUUGCCUGGAGAAAGACUCGAAUAAAUUACAGCUUCAUUUUAGAGUUAUCAGCCACAAAGGAACUUAAAUACAGAGAUGUGUUCUUGAUUUGUACCACUUCAAUGACUGCUGUUAUGGGGGUAAUGUUUGUUCAUUUGGCACUGCUUUCAAAAGGGUACUCUAUUACUCAAGUUCAAGUGAUACCUGGCCUUCUCUUGCUGCUUUUCUUGCUAUUACUUGUGUGCCCCUUCAACAUUUACUAUCGAUCAAGCCGCUACCGUUUCCUUCGUGUGAUGAGAAAUAUAGCCUUUUCACCUCUCUACAAGGUACUGAUGUUGGACUUCUUCAUGGCAGACCAACUAUGUAGUCAGAUCCCAAUGCUACGAAACCUCGAGUACAUGGCCUGCUACUACAUAACAGGAAGCUACAAAACACAGAAUUACAACUACUGUAUGAACGCCAAGCAUUACCGAGACCUCGCUUAUGCAGUUUCGUUUCUACCUUACUACUGGAGGGCAAUGCAGUGUGCAAGGCGCUGGUUUGAUGAAGGGCAGACAAGCCACCUCGUCAAUCUAGGAAAGUAUGUCUCGGCAAUGUUGGCUGCAGGGUCCAAAGUGGCAUAUGAAAAAGACAAGACCAAAGGAGUUGGAUGGUUAUGUCUAGUGGUGAUUAUGUCAAGUGGAGCAACUGUGUACCAAUUGUAUUGGGACUUUGUAAAGGAUUGGGGUUUGCUUCAAGUGAAUUCCAAAAAUCCAUGGCUUAGGAAUGAUUUAAUGCUUCGAAGAAAGACCAUUUACUACGUCUCCAUGGGCUUGAAUUUUAUUCUCAGGCUUGCAUGGUUGCAAACUGUUCUCCAUUCAACUUUUGGACAUGUCGACUCGAGAGUUACCGGAUUAUUCUUAGCAGCUCUUGAAGUCAUUAGAAGAGGGCUGUGGAACUUUUUCAGGUUGGAGAAUGAGCAUCUCAAUAAUGCUGGAAAAUUUAGAGCAGUUAAUCCAGUACCACUUCCAUUUGAUGAAGUUGAUGAGGUAGACUGAUGCCUGUCAGCAACAGUCACAGACGGAAUUCGAAUCAAUGCCUGAACAAAAGUUUCCGGAGGAAUCUUAUUGUCCCCUUUCACCAUCAGAAAGGAAGUCACUUGAUUCUUGUUAUUUGUGGUUCAGUUCAUAUACUUGUAUACAAUUUUUUUUU